AUGGCUCCAGCAGAUUUGCUACACCCGAUUGUGAAGCCAUGGCCGUUCAGAGGAUGGGGCAUGGACAUGAUUGGCCAAAUCAACCCUCCAACAAGUAAAGGACACAAGUGGAUCUUGGCGGCCACAGAUUACUUCACUAAGUGGGUUGAAGCUGUGCCAAUGAAAAAUGUCUCGGCCAGGGAUGUGGUGAACUUCGUCAGAGAACACAUCGUAUAUCGGUUUGGCAUUCCUCAGACCAUCACUACAGAUCAAGGAACAGCUAACAGUCAGGCUGAAGCUUCCAACAAAAGCCUGAUCAAGUUGAUUAAGCGCAAGAUCGACGAAUACCCUAAACAGUGGCAUGAACGUUUAGCAGAAGCACUGUGGGUGUAUCAGAUGUCAUGUCACGGGUCUGUCAAGUGCGCACCAUAUCAGUUGGUCUACGGGCAAGAGGCCGUGAUGCCCUGGGAGAUUAACAUCGGCUCUCGGCGCAUCGCGCUGCAGGAUGAAAUAUCAGCCGAUGAGUAUUCCUCCCUCAUGAAUAUCAACACGGAAGAUCUUAUGGAACUUCGGUUCUAG
This is a messenger RNA of Panicum virgatum (switchgrass), 558 nucleotides long. RefSeq lists its product as uncharacterized. The transcript is spliced from 2 exons. The record is from RefSeq and is a predicted model, not a curated record. Gene Ontology annotation, biological process: DNA integration. Lineage: Eukaryota; Viridiplantae; Streptophyta; Magnoliopsida; Poales; Poaceae. The coding region runs from base 1 to 558 and encodes 185 amino acids. Gene Ontology annotation, molecular function: nucleic acid binding.